Molecule: messenger RNA, 1926 nt
Organism: Symbiodinium natans
Lineage: Eukaryota; Dinophyceae; Suessiales; Symbiodiniaceae
Source: the annotation of a GenBank genome assembly
AUGCCUUGGUCGAAGUCGAUCCGGGCCUGGAAGGAGGCCCUCGCCUCUUUGGGUGGUGAAGUUCAGGAGGUGGAUUGCUCAGAUUUCUCCUGCCCCUCCGUUGGAGGAGUGUUGAUUGCAAAUUUUUCUUGUGCACUUGCUGGAGAAGCGUUGAUGGAACGUUUGAGGGCCAAGGUGCAGGAAAUGCCGUCCACGACGCUGCAUGCAGCAGUAAAUCUCAGAAAGUCUCAGCUUCUUGAUUUACACAGCACAAAGAAACAGCGGCAUUUCGCCUACCUCUUGGAUGUGGACACUGUUUCAAUGGGGAAGGGCAGCAUGGUUUCGGAGGAGGACUUCGGAGAGUUGCGUUCGACUCUCAGACUGCUGAAGCAGGCCAUCCAGAGGACUAAAUUCUUGCUGGAGAGCCGCGCAGAUCAUGCAGGAGUUGAGAUGAAGCUGGUACAAAGGCUCUGCCUUAAUGGAAGGAUGUACGUGCUUGUACGUAUUUCGGGGGACUCGCUGACUGAACAGGGUUGUUGUGUCUACAUGGCAGCUGCGCUGGCCUCGUUUCACGGCUGGUUGCAGUGUUUGGUGCAGGAGACUUUCAGCCACAUACCUGGCUUGCCUCCAGAUUUUCUGUAUCUGGAGGGUUACCGCUUCAUGCAGCACGAAAAGCGGAAUGGUCCUCUUUUUGGGAAGGGCUGCCUGCCCUGGGCUACAGAGACAGCCUGUGGUAUUGUAGAAUGGAGAGCCAGACUGCAAGAACAUGUGGUAAGGACUUCCAGGACAAAUUGGGCUCAGGAUGGCAAGUCCAUCUUUCGAGUUCCCGACCAUGUGGAGCUUGUGAAAAAGGUUGGUUCUGGGGCUUAUGGCUGUGUCGCCUCGUUCCAGGACAAGAAGACAGGCGAAAAGUUUGCUGUGAAGAAAAUCACGAAUGCCUUCAAUGAUCUGGUUGAUGGUAAACGAAUACUGCGUGAGGUGAAGCUCCUGAGGCAGCUGGAUCACGACAACAUUAUCCGAAUCAUGGACAUGUAUCCUCCGCCUGGCCCGGAUUUCGAGGAUAUCUACAUCGUCACAGAUCUCAUGGAGACAGAUCUGCAUAGAGUGAUCUACUCCAAGCAGCCUUUGACGGAGGAGCACCACCAGUACUUUCUUCAUCAGAUACUCCGUGGUUUGGCCUAUCUUCACAGCGCACACAUUGUGCAUCGCGACAUCAAGCCUUCGAAUCUUUUGGUCAACAAGAACUGCGACCUGAAGAUUUGCGACUUCGGCCUGGCGCGCGUCCUGGCCACAGAUGCGGAGGACACCAUGGGGCGCACGGACUACGUAGUCACACGCUGGUACCGCGCACCUGAGGUCAUGCUGGUGUCCUCUGAGUACACUGUUGCAAUUGAUGUUUGGGCUGUGGGCUGCAUUCUCUUCGAGCUGAUCUCACGUAAACCCUUAUUUGCAGGCAAGGAUCACGUAGACCAGUUGCGGAAGAUCAUCAGCACCCUCGGAACACCAUCAGAGGCGGAAACCCAGUGGUUGCCUGAAGGGGGCACAGCUCGCUCGUUUCUGGUGAAAUGCGCUCCAGCACCGAAGGUAGACUGGAAGGGCCUGCUGCCCACAGCGAGCGACAAUGCCAUUGAGGUCGUUUCCAAGACCGUGACCUUCGACCCUACAACACGCAUCAGUGUUCCAGACACAUUGCGUCUUAAGUAUCUGGAUCACCUCUUCGAUGAAGAAGAUAUGGUUCUAGACACCUGCACCGCCAAGAUCGACUGGUCCUUCGACAACUUCGAGCCGACCAAACCACUCCUCCAAAGCUACAUCUACUGCGAGCUGGCAAGUUUUCACCCGGAGAUAGUCGAGCGGGACAGAGAUCUGCUCGUGGCUCGUGGUAUCGACAAGCUGUUGGAUGUUUCGAAGGCGCUACCCAAGGCUGAUGACAAAAAGUCGUUGUGA